AUGGCUCUCGUUGAGUUGCAGACCCAACGAGCCGAAGGGCUGUCUAUGGCGUUGGAGGAUAUCNNNNUACCAUUUAGGGAGUAUUGUGGCGACAUUCGCCCCCUGUGCACCUCCUUGGCAACCCAAGGUUUGGACAGCUGCUUCGAUAUCGAAGCACAUGAGGCUGACGCGCUCGUCGAUGGGAGCGGUAUUGGGGCCGGAGUGUGCAGUGAUGCUCCAUUGGAUCCUACGUCGGAGAUAGAGUCUAUAGGUGAAAUGCUCCGGGAAGAGGUGGAGCAGCUCUGUGCGUCGACUCUGGGAAGGAAACUAGACGAGUGGAUCUCACUGGGUCGUGAGGGUCAGCUUGAAAGCGAUUUCUGGGAUAAAGUGAAGCCGCAGCUAAGUGCGAGCGCAGUCAAGUUACGCCUGAGGUGGGCUGACAAGCUCGGAGUUAGCGCACGAAAAGGGGCAGGAGGCGGUGAUAUCCGUGUUCCCUUGAUGAAGAAGAUACUAGAACUGAUGCAAGGCGAAACUUCGGAAGUCUUGGAUGUCGAGUAUCUGGAUCUUAUGGAUCAAGGCGUGCCGUUUGGUACCACUAGCGAUAUACCAAUCAGUAAAUGCUGGCCGGCCAAAGUACGGUCGUCACCACAUGGGCGGUACCCCAUAACACGGGACGUAUGGGACAAUUACUCAUCUGCACAGCUCUUCGCGGAGGAGGUUGCUAGCUCGUUAGAGAAGGAGGUUGAAUUGGGCCGGAUGGUCCCGAUCUCACCUGCCGAGGAGGGCAAGAUCCGUGCGACAUGUCAACUCGGCUG
This is a messenger RNA of Perkinsus marinus ATCC 50983, 794 nucleotides long. RefSeq lists its product as hypothetical. NCBI's taxonomy places the organism in Eukaryota, Perkinsozoa, Perkinsida, Perkinsidae. The annotation marks the transcript as partial. The transcript is spliced from 3 exons. The record is from RefSeq and is a predicted model, not a curated record.